Belonocnema kinseyi is the source of this 441-nucleotide messenger RNA. RefSeq lists its product as uncharacterized. The record is from RefSeq and is a predicted model, not a curated record. The transcript has a single exon. Lineage: Eukaryota; Metazoa; Arthropoda; Insecta; Hymenoptera; Cynipidae. The coding region runs from base 1 to 441 and encodes 146 amino acids.
AUGUUGGUGGAUAAACCAACUCGAGAACGUACUCGUCCAGUGCGCUCAACCGAAAAUAUUGCUGCUGUGGCUGAAAGUGUGCGUGAACAACCAUCAACAUCAACUCGGCACCGUUCACAACAAUUGGCCAUUUCACGCACUUCUCUGAUGCGAAUUUUGCGAAAAGAUCUUGCAAUGAAGCCAUAUAAAGUUCAAUUGGUUCAUCAGUUAAAGCCUAUUCAUCAUCCGAACCGUAUACAGUUCGCAAUUUGGGCUGAAGAUCGUUUGAUUGAAGAUGAUGAAUUUUAUCGAAAAAUCAUUUUUUCGGACGAAGCACAUUUUCACCCUCGGUGGUUAUGUCAACAAGCAAAAUUGUCGCAUCUGGGGUACGGAAAAUCCACAUGUCACAAUCGAUAUUCUGCGUCCAAUCUUCGAAAAUCGAAUAAUCAGCAAAAAUGGUGA